This is a messenger RNA of Aplosporella prunicola CBS 121167, 3070 nucleotides long. RefSeq lists its product as uncharacterized. Lineage: Eukaryota; Fungi; Ascomycota; Dothideomycetes; Botryosphaeriales; Aplosporellaceae. Gene Ontology annotation, cellular component: Set1C/COMPASS complex. The coding region runs from base 91 to 2598 and encodes 835 amino acids. Gene Ontology annotation, biological process: positive regulation of DNA-templated transcription. The transcript is spliced from 2 exons. The record is from RefSeq and is a predicted model, not a curated record.
UUGUACCCCGUUAGUUCGCGGGUCGUUGUAUUCUCAAGUCUCGUUUGAAGCAUAAUAGUGCGCUCCGGCGAGCCACUGCGACAAACAACAAUGUCUUUCAAGCUUUCCGAUCUUCUCAACCCGGCAUCUUCUUCUGUUCCUACAUCUCCACAAGCGCAACCUGCCCAGACGCAAGCCAUCUCGCCUCCAGAUUCGAACUCGGCGCCUGAAAACACGGACCGUAAGGAUUCGACGGGCGCUUAUGCCGCGACGACAUUAGGCAGCUUUGUAUUCGGACACGGCUCGCCCUUUUCGCCGCAUGACCAGUAUGCUUCAUCGGCACCGUAUCCGCAAGUGCGCCGGACGAGUAGCUAUGGCUCAGUCGGAGGGCCAGUAGAACCGCCGUCUGUCGACCACGCGCCGCACCAGUGGUCGCCUUCAUUGGAACAAUACCAUCAUGGCUCUAAAUCGCCCGAGGAACAACGAAGACAGUCACUUUUCUCCAUGUGUUCCAACCCGAAUGUGCUUCCUCCCAUACAGUCGUUUGAUGUGGUGGGCGACAGAAGGCUAAGCGGCGAGCAAUCGCAAGCACAACACGUCUCUCCAGCGCCCUACGGGCACGACGCGUCGCAUAUCCUUGGGACGUCUCCAAGUGAUUCGCCGCGGCGCACUAGUCAGCUGUCGCCUAACACGAUUGCGCAAAACCGUGAGCCGGACUAUGUGCGCGACGAACCGACGACCAGCCAAAUCCGCGCGCCCUCUCCCCAAGCUCCCAUCGUAGACACAACCUCGACAUCAUUGCUCGCAUCACCACCUCCGCAAAUCAAGCUCGAGCCAUCGGCUCCAUCUCGGGAAGCCACACCCGCACACGCCGCGAGUCAGACCGAGCAAGGCAGCGUCUUGGACCGGGAAACCCUCAAGGCCGUGGCCGACCUGAAGAACGAGCACGGUCUGCGCGCGGCCGCUCGAGAAGUCUCUUCAUCCACCGCAGCAGCAGCACCCGCCGCACCCAUGGACGCCACCGUUACCUCGCCCUCGGCCGCGAAGAAGCGCAAACCUGUCAACAGCGUCGUGAAGCGCGGAGGGGGCAAGAAAGCUCCGGGCAAGAAACGCAAGACUGAUGGCGGUGACGCAGCUGGCGGCAGCGCUGGCCGACCCUCCCCCUCACCUUCGGUAGCCUCGAGAACGCCUGCCUCGAGGACCAAGAAAUCUCAGUCCGGAACCCCUGUCCUCGGCAGCUCACCGGCGCCACAUGCCGCUUCGUCUCCUGCGGCGCAUACAAUGGAAGAUGACGACGACGACGUAGAGUCUGGGUCGGAUGACGGCAUAUACUGUAUCUGCCGUAAGGGAGACAACCACACGUGGAUGAUCGCCUGCGACGGUAGCUGUCAGGAUUGGUACCAUGGGACUUGCGUCAACGUCGACGAGAUCGACGGCGACCUGAUCGAGAAAUAUUACUGUCCUAAGUGUACCGAAGCGGGCGAGGGUCACACCACGUGGAAGCGCAUGUGCCGUCGCGAGGGCUGUCGUAAGCCUGCGCGCCGCGACAAUCAGAGCAAAUACUGCUCAGAGGAGUGUGGCGUGAAGUUCUUCACGGAGAUGGUCGGUAACCUGCGGGGUGGGAGCCAAUCUACAAAGACCGGUGGCAGGAAUAGGAGGGAUCGCAGGAGAACAAACCAGACGGAUCCCAAUUACAACGAGGGCGAAGACGAGGAAGACGACGUUGCUGCCGGUCCCCGUGGUGGUGUCGUAUCGGCUCGGGAGCUCAAGGGCCUAACGAUCGCUGCGCGCGACGUCGAUCACUACAAAGGCCUCGGAAACAGCAUGCUAUCACCACCUGCCACAGCAUCGCCAACGCAAACUCGCUUCCCGCACCGCAAUUCGACGUCCUCGGUCGACGAAUCGGAAGUACCGCUCCCGGCGCCCGACGCGCAACGAGUAAGCGACAUACAAGCCGAGACAGCGGCGCUGAAAGCGCGCCUAGGUCUGUUGAAGGACAGAGGGCGGUUUGUGGAAAUGACGCGGGACCAGGCGACCAAGUUUGCGGAAAAGGAGGGCGUCAAGCCCAAGGACAUAUGUGGGUACGAUGCACGGCUAGCAUGGAGCGAAGGUGAGUUCCAGCUCUGGCGCAGCAGUCCACAGGGCCAAGCAGCACUGAAGCAAGACUCCCUGGAGCCAACUCUAAACGGGAGCAACAACAACGGCUCCAGCGAAGCCGACCUCGACGGGGACGUCAAGAUGGACGAAGCCGAAGAGGAAGAAGUCGACAUGGUGCGCAACGGCUCGCCCGACGAGGACACCACGCCCACCGCCGACAGCCCCACCGACUUGCUGCGGGCCCUGCUCGCGCCCCCGGACCUCUGCCCCAAGAAGCGCUGUCAGCGCCAUGCUCAGUGGCUCAAGAUCUCGUCCUACGACGUACAGUUCGAGGUCGCGCAGACACGGCAGCGCAUGGGCGAGCUGGAGGCCGAGGAGCGCGAGAUCCGCGAACGCGCCCUCGUGCGCUGGCGCAAGGAACGCGCCGAGAAGGCGAAGCUGGAGCGCGAGAGCGGCGAGGGUGGUGAGAGCGGCGGCGCGAACACUGAGGACCUGGAGGGCUGGGUCGAGGUUUUGGGCUGAUCGGUUGAUGAUGGGUGGUGGUUGGGUGGAUGGGGCGGAGGCAUGAGCACUGCUGCUGCGGAAGUGACAUCCCUACUGCGCGGGUCAAGGCGGCUGUACGUGAGGGAGGUAAUUUGCUUGGCGUUGGAGUUUUCUGGGCUGGUGGUCUACGUCUUGGCUUCUUGCAUGGGAGGAUUGACUGGGUGGGUGGUCGGUCGUCUAGGAUGGGUUUCGGCAUCGGUGCAAAAGGAUCUAAGGAGGAAAAAACAACAGACGCGUCGUUCUCUUCGCGGUCGACCUCAGGAGGGGUGGAGACGGGUCCGCAGUCUCUGCUGGAUAUUGGAAUGAUCGACGCAGCGCGAGCAGAGGCUUCUGCGGCUUCUCCAUCGCUAUCGCAACGUGUCCGGCGCCGGCUUCGCUUGCUUGCUGAGACUUGAUGAUAAAUAACCAAAACGCAAUAUGUAAUGAACGAUUAAGCAGACGAGACGAGCAG